Acomys russatus (golden spiny mouse) is the source of this 3345-nucleotide messenger RNA. RefSeq names its product sodium/potassium-transporting ATPase subunit alpha-4. The coding region runs from base 187 to 3243 and encodes 1018 amino acids. Gene Ontology annotation, molecular function: P-type sodium:potassium-exchanging transporter activity; ATP binding; ATP hydrolysis activity. The transcript has 23 exons. Lineage: Eukaryota; Metazoa; Chordata; Mammalia; Rodentia; Muridae. Gene Ontology annotation, cellular component: membrane. The record is from RefSeq and is a predicted model, not a curated record. Gene Ontology annotation, biological process: proton transmembrane transport; intracellular potassium ion homeostasis; sodium ion export across plasma membrane.
UUCAUGAGCCCAUUGUGAUGCUGAGCCUACGCUGUUGCCAUGGCACCCAUAGGACAUAAGGCUUGGGACAUCAGGCCUGCCCAGCAGCUCACUCUGACCUCGGCUCCCACUGCACUUUCCACCUGCUGAGCUCCUGCAUCUUCAUCAUUUAGCCAAGCCGAGCCAACUGUAUCCAGAGAUCACGUUAUGGAGCAGAAUACAAGCCCAAGAUCCAGCCUGAGAUCUAAAUCCACGUCUGCAAGUCUGUCGAAAUCGAAGACAAGGAAGAAAGAUUUAGACGAGCUAAAGAAGGAAGUGGAUUUGAGUGAUCACAAGCUGACCUUGGAUGAGCUGAGUGCCAAGUACAACGUGGACUUGACCAAGGGCCAUAGCCUCAAAACUGCCCAGGAAAUUCUGUUUCAAAAUGGACCAAAUACACUGACCCCUCCUCCAACCACUCCAGCGUGGGUCAAGUUCUGCAAACAACUCUUUGGUGGUUUCGCCCUCUUGCUGUGGACUGGCGCCAUUCUCUGCUUCCUGGCCUAUGGCAUCAACAUGCAAUACCAAGAAGAAGCCAACAAAGAUAACCUGUACCUGGGUAUUGUACUGUCUGCUGUGGUCCUCAUUACUGGCUGCUUCUCGUAUUACCAGGAAGCCAAGAGCUCCAAGAUCAUGGAGUCUUUUAAGAACAUGGUGCCUCAGCAAGCUCUAGUGAUUCGAGAAGGCGAGAAGAUGCAAAUCAAUGUAAGAGAUGUGGUUUUGGGAGACCUAGUAGAAGUGAAGGGUGGAGACCAAAUCCCUGCUGAUAUCAGGGUUAUCUUUUCACAAGGAUGUAAGGUAGACAAUGCCUCCUUGACUGGGGAGUCAGAACCCCAGUCUCGCAGCCCUGACUGCACCCAUGAGAACCCUCUGGAGACGCGGAACCUCAUCUUCUUCUCUACCAACUGUGUAGAAGGAACAGCCCGGGGUAUUGUGAUUGCUACAGGAGACUCUACAGUGAUGGGCCGAAUUGCUUCCCUGACAUCCGGCUUGUCAAUGGGCAAGACCCCCAUUGCUGCCGAAAUCGAACACUUCAUUCAUCUGAUCACAUCUGUCGCCGUCUUCCUUGGUGUCAGCUUUUUUGCACUCUCACUUAUCUUGGGCUAUUCCUGGCUGGAUGCUGUCAUUUUCCUUAUUGGCAUCAUUGUGGCCAAUGUGCCUGAAGGGCUCCUGGCCACUGUCACUGUGUGCCUGACGCUGACCGCCAAGCGCAUGGCUCGCAAGAACUGCCUGGUGAAGAACCUGGAGGCGGUGGAGACGCUGGGCUCCACGUCCACCAUCUGCUCGGACAAGACGGGCACGCUCACCCAGAACCGCAUGACCGUGGCUCACUUGUGGUUUGACAAGACUAUAUAUGAGGCUGACACCAGUGAGGAGCAGACUACCGGGAAAACAUUUCCCAAGUCCUCGGACACCUGGUUUUAUCUGGCUCAAAUCGCUGGCCUCUGUAACAGAGCUUACUUUAAGCCUCAUCAGGAAUCGGUUCCCAUAGCUAAGCGGGCAACCACAGGGGAUGCUUCUGAGUCAGCCCUCCUCAAAUUCAUCGAGCAGUCUUACAACCCUGUGGAAGAGAUGAGACAGAAAAACCCCAAGGUGGCGGAGAUCCCCUUCAAUUCGACCAACAAAUACCAGAUGUCCAUCCACCUUCUGGAAGACAACUCCCACAUGCUGAUGAUGAAGGGUGCUCCCGAGAGGAUCCUGGAUUUUUGCUCCAGUUUUAUGCUGAAUGGUCAGGAGUACCCCAUGGACAAGGAAAUGAGGACAGACUUCCAAAACGCCUACUUAGAACUGGGAGGCAUGGGAGAGCGUGUGCUGGGAUUCUGCUUCUUGAACCUACCUAGCAACUUCUCGAAGGGAUUCCAAUUUAAUACAGAUAAAUUAAACUUCCCCAUGGAGAACCUGUGUUUCACCGGCCUCAUAUCCAUGAUCGACCCUCCUCGAACUGCUGUGCCGGAUGCUGUGGGCAAAUGUCGAAGUGCGGGGAUUAAGGUGAUCAUGGUGACAGGGGAUCACCCCAUCACAGCCAAAGCCAUUGCCAAAAGUGUGGGCAUCAUUUCUGAAGGCAAUGAGACAGCAGAGGAGAUUGCUGCCCGUCUUCAUAUCCCUGUCAAUCAAGUCAAUACCAAGUCUGCUAGUGCCAUUGUAGUGCAUGGCUCGGAGCUGAAAGACAUGAGCUCAGAACAGCUGGACCAAAUUCUCAAAUCCUACAAGGAGAUAGUGUUUGCUCGGACCUCCCCCCAGCAGAAGCUCAUCAUUGUGGAGGGGUGUCAGAGACUGGGAGCCAUCGUGGCAGUGACUGGUGACGGGGUGAACGACUCCCCCGCGCUGAAGAAGGCUGACAUCGGCAUCGCCAUGGGCAUCACUGGCUCUGAUGUCUCUAAGCAGGCAGCCGACAUGAUCCUUCUCGAUGACAACUUUGCCUCCAUCGUGACAGGAGUGGAAGAGGGUCGCCUCAUCUUUGACAACCUGAAGAAGUCCAUUGCGUACACCCUGACCAGCAACAUUCCUGAGAUCACCCCCUUCCUGCUGUUCAUCGUCUUAAGUAUACCCUUGCCUCUGGGUACCAUCACCAUUCUCUGCAUUGACCUGGGCACUGACAUGGUCCCUGCCAUCUCCUUGGCUUAUGAGAGCCCUGAAAGUGACAUCAUGAAGAGGCUUCCACGUAACCCCAAAACUGACAAUCUCGUGAACCACCGUCUCAUUGGCAUGGCCUAUGGGCAGAUCGGCAUGAUACAGGCCCUGGCUGGAUUUUUCACCUAUUUUGUGAUCCUGGCGGAGAACGGUUUUAAGCCUUUUGAUCUGCUGGGUAUCCGUCUAACCUGGGAUAAUGGAAACAUAAAUGACCUGGAAGACAGCUACGGACAGGAGUGGACCUAUGAGCAGAGGAAGGUGGUGGAGUUCACGUGCCAAACGGCCUUCUUCAUCAGCAUUGUGAUUGUGCAGUGGGCUGACCUCAUCAUCUGCAAGACACGCCGGAAUUCAAUCUUCAGGCAGGGCAUGAAAAACAAAGUCUUAUUAUUUGGACUCUUUGAGGAGACGGCCCUGGCAGCAGUCCUGUCCUAUGCUCCAGGCAUGGACGUGGCCCUGCGAAUGUACCCACUCAAGGUAAAGUGGUGGUUGUGUGCCCUUCCCUACAGCGCUCUCAUCUUCAUCUAUGAUGAAAUCAGAAAACUUAUCAUCCGUAGACGGCCUGGUGGAUGGCUGGAGAAGGAGACAUACUACUAAACACAUCAGAGAAAGAGCCUCACGUGACACUGGUCUUGUGGAAAGCCAGGGCUGACUGUGGACACAACACCUGGGAUAAAGCUGAGCAGGGGACAGAGACGG